Messenger RNA from Salmo salar (Atlantic salmon), 1040 nucleotides. It is a transcript of the gene cfap90, whose product is annotated as cilia and flagella associated protein 90. Lineage: Eukaryota; Metazoa; Chordata; Actinopteri; Salmoniformes; Salmonidae. The record is from RefSeq and is a predicted model, not a curated record.
ACAUUAUUAUGGGCAUUUUGAAAAGGUGCAUAUACGACCAUGUUGCUUUUAACUAACUAGUUCUCAGAUUGAUUAAAUGCAGAUGAAGGAGAAGAAAAAAGAAAGCAAAAUGUAUAUUAUUGCGGUAGUAAGUGUGGCUGCGCAGUCGAGGAAAGUACAGAGAUGUGUGUUCCUAGUGCGAAGUAGCACUGGAUUAGUAUCUUAGCAACCAUAGACGCCACUGGUAGCUAUUUUUUGUUUACCAAGCUAAACUAGUUUUAGGUGUAGAAAGUUUUUUAUUUUUUUAUUUACAUAGAUAGUUAUAGGAUGGAUGUGUUACUUCAAUCGAAAACAAAACCAGUUUCGACUAUAUCUGUGUAUAGUUACAUUCCACCAAGACGAACUGAACCAAAAGAGAGAACCUAUUACAACAGUGACUCCAAGGCACGGGAGGUAUCCUUAUACGACUGCAUAUACCGGCGGGCGGAGGGCUAUGACAGCAAACUACACCGCGACGAUAGAGAGCACUCCAACAGCAGGGGACUAGACUUGUACUCAGAGGAGUCUUCCAGACCUGCACCAGUCUUGUCCUCAUCAGAGUAUGGAAGACACAUGCCUCCUGUCCUCUACAAACCUGGCAGGCAGUUUGCCCGCAUCGCUCACAUCCACACCGAGUUCUUCAGGAAAAACGGGAUCACACGCAAUUUUGAGGAGGGAUACGGAUCAGUGGUUCCUGUGUGAGGAAGUCCGUAUUCCCAACACCAGAGAUAGAGUGAGAGCAGUGAGGGAGGGAGAGUGAUGGUUUUAUCAAUGUGAAUAUGUAUGGGCACAACAACACACCUAAAUGAUACAGUCAGUGUGGUGCUGAGUAGUAAAGAUAUUUAAAGAUAUAGAUCAUUAUAGAAAUAGAGAUAUAUUCAAAGAGAGAUUAUAUAUUAAAAAAAAACGAAUAUAUAUAUAUAUAUAUAUUAGCUAUAUAGCUAUAUAUAUUAUAAAAUCAGAUUACAUAUUUUAAAAUACAAAGAUUGUAACUGUAUACAUUAUGGCCCACAUGUUUGUGA